AUGCUUCCCAAGAGAGGUAUAAAAAUUAGUGUUGCAGAUGCCUCCGUGAGAGAAAUUGUUGCCAGAGGCUGUCCGUACCACUGCUAUGGAACUUGGCCACCUCAAUUCGAAGGGUUUCUGUACAAUUGUAACCUAAGAAUUAUCGAAAAAUGGUGUGAGGACCAUGCUCUGUCUGUCAACCCCAGGAAGGCGGAGAUGGUCCUCUUUUCCAGGAAGAGGAAACUGGGGCUACUAAAGGCACCGACUCUUCUAAACACCACGCCAAGCAAAGUGAAGUAUCUUGGAGUCACACUCGAUGCAAAGGUAACAUGGAAUCUUCACUUGGAGAGAAGAAUAAAAAAGGCGUACAUAUCCUAUGAGCAGUGCCGCAGAACCGUUGGUAAAAUUUGGGAGAUGAAACCAAAGCUAAUCAUGUGCUUUAGUGAGACCAAUGUUGGCCUACGGAGCUUUUGUCUGGUGGCUAAAAACCCAACAGAGAAAAGAAUAUCUUGUCUGAGCGUUACAGGAGCUAUGCGAACAACACCAACGUUAGCAAUGGAAGUGAUGCUAUGUCUGCCACCGUUAGAUAUUUAUUUAAAGGAGGUAGCUCUGACAACUAUGCUUUGCUCGAAGAACGUUGAUGUUAAAUCAAAUGUAGGAUGUGGAGAAGUCAGUUGUCGCCUAUGGAAUGAGGUCGUCAUGAAGAUGCCUCUUCUGCAGGCAGACACUGAUAGAAUUUCUUCUAAGUUUGUGUUUGACAGACCCCACACAGUACCCAUCAAAAACAAGGAGAAGACCGCAAGUGAGGAUGUAAUUAACAUCUUCACUGACAGAUCAAAAAGGAAAGAAGAUACAGGAUGUGGGAUCUAUUCUAUAUCCAUACACAUCCGAUAUCAGUGGGCUAUGCACAUACGUNGACGAUAUAGACUUUUUUCCUGGGACCUUCCUGAACACAAUGCAGAAAACCGCAUCUCGAUAUCUGCUUCACCUAAAAAUUUCCGCUAUUCCGGUCGAUUUUGA
Molecule: messenger RNA, 999 nt
Organism: Anoplophora glabripennis (Asian longhorned beetle)
Lineage: Eukaryota; Metazoa; Arthropoda; Insecta; Coleoptera; Cerambycidae
Exons: 1
Coding region: 1-999 (332 amino acids)
Source: RefSeq, a predicted model, not a curated record